Messenger RNA from Pestalotiopsis fici W106-1, 4458 nucleotides. RefSeq lists its product as uncharacterized. The coding region runs from base 1 to 4458 and encodes 1485 amino acids. The transcript is spliced from 3 exons. Gene Ontology annotation, cellular component: eukaryotic translation initiation factor 4F complex. NCBI's taxonomy places the organism in Eukaryota, Fungi, Ascomycota, Sordariomycetes, Amphisphaeriales, Sporocadaceae. The record is from RefSeq and is a predicted model, not a curated record. Gene Ontology annotation, molecular function: mRNA binding; translation initiation factor activity; protein binding.
AUGACUUCCACGUCCAACCAGCAAACACCCGCCAACGCGUCCACUGCCCCGAACGGUUCUUCUCCAUCGUACGCAUCGGCUGCUUCUACUCAAAAGAAGCAAUCGACGCCCAUCGUUGCUGGAGGUUCUUCCACGCCUACCAUUGUUUCCGGUACCUCGCAACAUGCGAAGUCGGGUUCUGCCUCGCAAGUAAACGGUCGUCCCAUCAUGCCCGCAGUUCCUACCGUUGCCCCUGCUGUGGCAGUCGGCACUAACGGAGAUAACCAUGCUCGAAAGCCCUCUGUCACCGUAGGUGGCAACAACAACAACUACUCUGCCAACGGAAACGCCGGUAAGAUCCAAUUCGGCUUCUCGGCCUCGCCUGCUGUUUCGCACAGCACCCCUCAAGGUGGCAGCGCUCCCAUCGCUAUCCCGAACUCCAACAACAACGCUCGGGUGCCUUCUCCGCAGAACUCGCCGUCACCCAUCCCUCAGCCUUCAGCUAGCGGCGGCCGUCCCCCCUCCAGCGCUCAGUCUGGCAAUGUCACAUUCGGCAGCUUUGGAGGCAACGGUGAGACCCACAUGCGCCGUACCUCGGCCGCUUCGCAGAACCCCUCGCACAUCCGCAACGAGUCUUCCCAGUCCAUGGCCAACGAUCCUAGCAACCAGGGCGUUCCUGCUCAGGGUGGACCCCCCGGCCGUGGAGGAUAUCACCCGGCAGGUCGCGGACGCGGUGGCUACAACCCCAACUACAACAGCCACAACCAGAUGGGCUACCCGCCCAACGGAUCUCCGGCCUACCGCCAAAGCCAUCCCGCACAAGGUCGAGGCACCAUGGCACCCGCCUUCCAACCCCGUGGAAACUUCAAUCCUGGAACACCGCCCAUGAACCGCGCCAGUCCGGCUUUGCCUGCUGCCAUGCCCGUCCCUGGGACUGCACCUUACUACUACCAACCGCCCAUGGGCGGACCCAUGCAAAACGUAACGUCUCCCCCCACUCGCAACUUUGAGUAUAAGAACAACAAACCGUACAAGCGGAAAAAUCAACGCAGCCGUGAUGGAGAGAAGUCUUUCAACCCUCGGCACCGCUCUCAGUCAAACGACUAUGCCAGAGAAGGUGGUAAACCGCGACGCUUCAACAACAAGCGCGCAGACAAUCACUUUCUCAAGGACAUGGUGCAGGAUGACGCUCGUUGGCAUGGCCAGUUGCCAGCAGAACGAGGAGAGCGUGUUGAUACUAACCGAAAUUUGAACAUGCCAAUGUGGCACCGCCCUCCCAUGGGCUCUCACUUCCCUCCUAUGAGAUCAACACAUAUGCCAAGUAAUUUUGAUCCCUCGCUAACAGGUCACAACAAACAGCAAGGUUACUACGGACCCCCGGGUACAUUCGAUCCGCGUGCUAUGCCACAACAGUACAUGUACAACAUGCCACAGCCGCACUCUCCGGGCCCGAACUUUCAAACUCCCUACACUGGCCCUCCUCCGGCCUUUGUACCUCAGCCCAUGUCCCGUACUCAAUCGCAGGCCUCGGAGACUCGACCAACUUCUAGCACUGGUCAGACCCCCCAGCCGGUCAACCCUCAACUUAACAAACAGGCUCCACUUGUUGCUGCAUCACCUCAAUUUGUGAAGCCAGUGAGGAAAAGCGGCGCCAUCACCAUUCGCAAUGCCAAUGGUGAGGCUGUAGACUUCAACGCUCUCAAGGCACCAGCUUCUCCGGCACACAGCGCCCAGUCAAAGACACCACCAGUUAUUGCGUCGACCCCCACGCCGCCUCCAAAGUCGACCACACCAAAGGUGAACGCUCCAGCUCACAACCGAACCGACAGUGCCGCCACAAAGACUUCGGCCGAGGUUCAAAACGAGUUCAAGGAGAAGAUUGCUCGACAGAUGGCUGAUGAAAAGGCCAAGCAAGAGGAAGCCAAGGCCGCUGAAACCAAGGCCGCUGAGGAAGCCCGUGCUGCUGAGGAAAAGGCCAAGGAAGAGGAGAAGUUGAAGGAGGAGCAGAAGGCCGCCGAAGAGAAGAAGGCUGCUGAGGAAGCCGCAGCCAAGGCCGAGGCUGAAAAGAAGGCAGCGGAGGCUCCUGCUCCUGCGGCAGAGGACGAGGAAGAUGAAAUUGAGCGAAUGAUUCGCGAAAUGGAAGAGGCUGACGCCAAGCGUGAAGCUGAGCAGGCUGCCAUUACUGAGAAGAAGAAGGCUGCCGAAGACGCACGAAAGAAGGCCGAAGAGGAGGCCAAGAAGCUUGCCGGCACUGAUGAAAAGCUGAAGGAGGCUGAAAGAGAGGCUGAGAGACUCGAAGAGGAGAAGGAACGCAAGCGUCUUGAGAACGAAGGCAAGUCGACUCCGUCCGUCGCUGAUGCCCUGGCUGGCAAGCUGGGCAGCAUGUCUCUCCUCGAUAAGGAGUCCAAGAAGCCCGCAAGCCUCAACGUCGAUGACAAGCCAGUCACGGCCGCCAAGGUCAGCCCAGGCGAGAAGCGUGGUACCAAGCCUGCUCCUCUGAACCUCAACACCAACGUUGGAGUUGAGCCACCCCAACCCUCUGCAGCCCUUCAAUCGCUCAAGACUGCGAAGCGCCUGCAAAGCGUCCAAGCGCUUAUGAACCUCAAAUAUCCCGAGGGCAUCAGCUCUCCCAACCCGGCCUUGAAUACGGCUGUCUCCAAGAAGGGCACCUCAUUCAAGUAUGAUCCGAGCUUCUUGCUCCAAUUCCAGACCGUCUUCACCGAGAAGCCCUCGCUCGAAUUUGGUCAACAGGUUAAGAACCUGAUUGGUGACGGCGAUGGUGGUCGUUCUGCAUCAAGCCGGACGCCCGCAACCGCCCGGGCUGGCUCCAGCCGCGGAGGCAACUUUCCCAUCGGCCAAUUCGGUGUUGGGGCCACCAAGCCGCUUCCUGCUGGCACAACUUCAGAACAACGUUUUGCCAUGGCUCAAGGUCAAAUGCCCCGUCCUGCUAUGGGAUCCAUGAACAGCUUUGGCCGACCUGGUUCGUUCCCUGCUGGCAACAUGAUGUCGCGAACAUCUAGCUCAAACAUGGCUUCUGCUCCGAGAACCAACUCUCGCCGUGGUGCCAGCAAGCGCAACACCUUUGACGCCAAGGCGGAAGAGAAGGCCGCUAAGACCAUGCCCUUGACUGCCGGUAUGAAGAUUGAGGCUAUCAAGACCUCUGAGACGGGCUGGAAGCCUGCCAGUCUCUCACAGAAGAGUGUUGCUCCACCACAGCCUAGUGGUCUCAUGGAUCCGCCCAUGGUCCAGCGCAAGGUUAAGGCUGCGCUCAACAAGAUGACCCCGGAGAACUUUGACAAAAUUGCACAGUCGAUUCUUGACAUUGCUGCCCAGUCCAAGGAGGAGUCGGACGGACGUACUCUGCGCCAAGUCAUUCAGCUCACCUUUGAAAAGGCUACUGACGAGGCUCACUGGGCAUCAAUGUAUGCCAAGUUUGCCAAGCGCAUGCUCGAGACUAUGAGUCCCGAGGUUCGUGAUGAUAACAUCAAGGAUAGGAACGGCAACGUUGUCAGUGGCGGUGCUUUGUUCCGCAAGUACCUGCUCAACCGAUGUCAGGAGGAGUUCGAGCGAGGCUGGAAGACCCAACUACCCGAGCCUGGUGAGGGCGAGUCAAAGGAGGCUGCCAUGAUGUCCGACGAGUACUACGCUGCGGCUGCUGCCAAGCGUCGUGGUCUGGGUCUCGUGCAGUUCAUUGGUGAGCUGUACAAGCUCUCCAUGCUUACAGAGCGUAUUAUGCACGAAUGUGUGCGCAAGCUCGUUGAUUUCCAGGGUACUCCCGACGAGGCCGAGGUCGAAUCUCUAUCCAAGCUGUUGCGCACUAUUGGUGGCAACCUGGACUCCACUGAGAAGGGCAAGAUCAUGAUGGAUGCUUACUUUACAAGAAUCCAGCAGAUGAUUGACAUGCCCGACAUUCCCAGCCGUCUGAAGUUCAUGCUCAUGGAUGUCGUUGACUUGAGGAGAGCCCAGUGGGUCUCCAAGGAGACCAACAAGGGUCCCAAGACUCUGGAAGAGGUUCGUGCCGAGGCCGAGGCCGCAGCUGCUCAGAAGGCGGCUGAGGCGGCCAAGACCAACCAGCGUGGUGGCAGCGGUCGUUUCCCCAUGGGCCGUGGCGAUGCCCGCCAGUACUCUGGUGGCUACCCUCAACAAGCCCCCAACACCGUCGGUAUGGACGAUCUGCGCCGCCUCAAGGGCUCCGUCGGUCGUACCGCGAGCCAGAACAUCUCGCUGGGUCCCACCUCGAUGUUCUCUUCCCGUAGCAACAGUGGUCGUCGCUUGGGCCCUGGUGGUUCCCUAAGCCGUGGCGCCGAAGACUCUGGUGCCUCGUCCCGAACUGGCACACCUCCCACUCAGAGCAGCACCAAUGCAUUCAGUCUUCUGGCCAACAUGGAAGACAACAACCCAGCUUCUCCGCCGUCCACGGCUGCUUCUCCUGCCCUUGCCAAGGUCACACCCGAGGCAGCUGCUGCGGACAAGGAGUAA